Molecule: messenger RNA, 3120 nt
Organism: Uranotaenia lowii
Lineage: Eukaryota; Metazoa; Arthropoda; Insecta; Diptera; Culicidae
Product: zinc finger protein 99-like
Exons: 2
Coding region: 111-3059 (982 amino acids)
Biological process (GO): regulation of transcription by RNA polymerase II
Cellular component (GO): nucleus
Molecular function (GO): zinc ion binding; RNA polymerase II transcription regulatory region sequence-specific DNA binding; DNA-binding transcription factor activity, RNA polymerase II-specific
Source: RefSeq, a predicted model, not a curated record
GCCUGACGUGCGUGCGAAACGAAAGAAAAAAAAUCACGCUCUAUGCGGAUGCGAUUCCGCAGAUUUUCCAGUGUCCAUCGAUUCCGGUCUCUACCGACAACCAAACGGAAAUGGAUCGAUGUCGGUUGUGUCUGAAUCCCUUCCUGGGCCGAGUGGAAAGUAACAUUCGGCUCAUGCGGCCGCUUCUUAACUCACUUUUCCUCUAUGAGGUUCGAUCACAUCCAGGACUGCCGGAGGGAGUAUGCUCGGCCUGUACCAGCACCGUGACCGCGUGCUAUCAGUUCAUCAUCAGGGUUAAAGAAAAUCAGAACAAGUUGUUCGAUGUUUUGGAUGGAAAUUUGCCACCCCCUAGUAUGACGGAAGAAGUUCCGGACCCAGCGCUGUACGAACCGGAAGCGGAUGUGGCGUUUAGUCCGGACCUUGUUUCCAAGCAUCUGGAUAUGCGUUGCCGGUUUUGUCAGAUGAAACUAGGUGGUUACGAUCAGUUGAUGCAUCACUACCAGGUCAUGCAUGGAAGGGAAGGGUUCGUUUUCUGUUGCAAGGCGCGGUUGAAUAAUAAAGCAGCGAUUAUGCGGCAUCUACAGAAGCAUCUGACCAAACGGGACCUCUGGGUCGAAGUAUACGGAGGGUUGUUGACGGAUUUUGAAAAAGUUUUGGGAGAAUACACGGGUUCUCUGCCGGAUGUGGGAGCAGCUCUUCGGGGGAAUCAAAUGGAGCGCAAGAAGUUUAACGUUGUUCAUGACUUUUUGAUCGAUAAGCUGUUUGUGCUGGAUUGCGAACUUUGUCGAACACAUCUGACCAAUCAGGCUGAUCGACGAAAACACUUCGAAGAAGCGCAUCCGAUGGUAAAAUAUUACGUAUCUUGUUGUGGGGCAAAUUUCACUUUUCGGAUAGCGAUCAUGCGGCACAUGAACGUACACUGGGUUCCACUUCUCAAUGGAGGAGUCCCCAAACCAGAGUAUAUGACACCGAAUAAUUCUGUUCCGGACGAAGCCUUUGGAAAUAUGGAAGAAAUGCCAUCGGUAAACUUUUGUCAAUCGAAUACGAUGGAUGAUGAAGCCGGUGAAGGAACAUCCAAGACUAACUCAAGCCAAGAAAUGGACAUCAAACCAGUUUUGGUGAAUAUGCCUAUAAAGGCGGAACCAGACGAUAGUGCCAUGGAAUCAGAGACAGAACAUAUCCAAGAGUCGAACAAACGAUUGAUAGAAAGGUAUCUAAAAAUGACAUGCAAUGUAUGCCAAGAAGAGCAAACAAGUUUUGAUCUAUUGAAGUACCACUAUGUUAUGAUCCACAGUAUUCCGUACUACAUCCUGUGCUGUGGACAGAACCUAACAACGGAUAAAGAGAUUUAUAAUCAUGCCGUACACCAUUCGUCCAAGAUUAUCUCUGGAUCUAGUGUUAACUGUAAUAAUAUCUUGGCGGAUUUUAAAAGCAUGCUUACAAACUACGAACCUAACGCAUUGCCAAAUAUGCAUCUAGCACUAAGCGGAGACACUUCUGAGAAAAACAAACUAAACAACCUACAGGACUUUCUAGUGCAGCGUUUAUUUCAAAUGGACUGUCAGCUCUGUGGUCAAAAAACUGAAACCAUUGCCUACAGAAAGAUGCAUUUUUCCCGCAUUCAUCCUGUUGAAAAAUAUUUUACAUCCUGUUGCAGUAAACGAUUCCAUACUUCAGCCAGCGAAGUGGAACACCUCUAUCAACACUGGAAACCUUUGAUGGCCAACAUACCGGAGAGUUCACAAGAAAUGUUGCUAUCUCGUAGGAAACGUAAAACUCCAAUGCAGCUAGUCUAUCAGCCGCUGAUGGAAGACUUCCGUAGCGAUCUAGAGGAAGCAGGUUUUGUUCUCCCGACUGUCAUUCCAAACAGCCAAACUUUGCAGCAAAUUGAAGAUGUUCGCAAAAUGCAGGCAUUCAUCAUCAACAAACACUGUUCGUCCUUCGAUUGUGAAGUGUGUCGAACUCCACUCUCAAACUGGGCCGAACGCUACACUCAUCUAUCGGAAAACCAUACGGAUCUGGAACCGUUUAUUAAAUGCUGUGGCAAGAUGCAUCUUCAACCUUUCCGUAUCGUCAAUCAUCUCCUGAAGCACAAACUUUCACUGAAAAGCUUCGCUAAUGACGUGAAGAACAUCGAAAUAGAUUUGAAAUGCGUGCUGUGCAAUCAUCCCGAAAAAACUUACGCCGGUUUAAGGAAACAUUUCAAACUCAAACACCCGAAAGAUCCUUUCCGGUUUGAAUGUUGCGGACGUUCCUUCAACGAGAAGAAUACCAUCAUCUACCAUUUGAAUUCCAAACAUUCUUCCGUACCACAGCAUGUGUGCCCCGUCUGCCAUACACCUUUCGCUUCGGCUCAAAUCCUGGAGCUACACGUAAACCGAAAGCAUGCCAGCGAGGACCAGAAACGCUUCGGUUGCGUUAUUUGUGGUAAAAAAUUUGCAACCGAGCUGCUGCUGCGGCAUCAUUCCUACUGGCACCAGACAACGCACUGUGACCUGUGUGGAAUUUCCGUUCAUCGUUUUAAGCUACGCGCACACAUGUUGAGUGUACAUCAAAACGAACCUACGAAUCAGGAGCCUGAACCACAAAUACAACAGCAAAAUUCUGUCACAUGUGAACCAGUCACGGAACCGGAGCCAGCCAUUCCUCUUGUAACGGUUCCAAAAAUAAAGCUCGAACCCUACGAUAACUAUUCAAACUAUCAGCAUCCUGAGCCAUGCGACAAUUACGCUACUACUAGUCAAAUGCCACAACCCGAAGCAACAAGUAAUCAUUCUGCCAUACAUCCAAUAAAGCAAGAACCGUACGACAGUUAUGCAUCCUUAUACCCUCUACCGAACAAUAACUACCCCACUAGUCAGGAAUCACCCUACAGUAGUACAACUGCAACAGCUUUCCCCCAAUCCCAGUUUCAAUCAUCACACUUCGGAAGUGAUGUUGCAUCCUAUCAACAAGCACCACCGCAACCUCAUCCGCACGCAUUUCAAAACUAUACAAUGAGCACGUGGAGCUCAAAUUGUGCCAUUCGCCAGGAGGUGAAAUCGGAACCCUCACAGUAAAUAACCGGAUACCUGUGUGCAAUCAUAUGUCACAUUAAUGAAGAGUAAAUGUAUACUAUAA